CCGCGCGGCAGCGCCCCGGGCCCGAUGGAGGCCCCGCCGUGGGACCCGGUCCGCAACGACUCGCUGCAGCCCACGCUGACCCCGGCCGUGCCCCCGUACGUGAAGCUCGGCCUCACGGUCGCCUACACCGUGUUCUACGCGCUGCUCUUCGUCUUCAUCUACGUGCAGCUCUGGCUGGUGCUGCGCUACCGCCACAAGCGCCUCAGCUACCAGAGCGUCUUCCUCUUUCUCUGCCUCUUCUGGGCCUCCCUGCGGACCGUCCUCUUUUCCUUCUACUUCAAAGACUUCGUGGCGGCCAAUUCGCUCAGCCCCUUCGUCUUCUGGCUGCUCUACUGCUUCCCGGUGUGCCUCCAGUUCUUCACGCUCACGCUCAUGAACUUGUACUUCACGCAGGUGAUCUUCAAAGCCAAGUCAAAGUAUUCUCCAGAAUUACUCAAGUACCGGUUGCCCCUCUACCUGGCCUCGCUCUUCAUCAGUCUUGUUUUCCUGUUGGUGAAUUUAACCUGUGCCGUGCUGGUGAAGACGGGAAACGGGGAGAGGAAGGUGAUCGUCUCUGUGCGAGUGGCCAUCAAUGACACGCUGUUCGUGCUCUGUGCUGUGUCUCUCUCCAUCUGUCUCUACAAAAUCUCUAAGAUGUCCUUAGCCAACAUUUACCUGGAGUCGAAGGGCUCGUCUGUAUGUCAAGUGACUGCCAUCGGUGUCACCGUGAUACUGCUUUACACGUCUCGGGCCUGCUACAACCUGUUCAUCUUAUCCUUCUCUCAGAGCAAGAACGUUCAUUCCUUUGAUUACGACUGGUACAAUGUGUCAGACCAGGCAGAUUUGAAGAAUCAGCUGGGAGAUGCCGGAUAUGUACUAUUUGGAGUGGUGCUUUUUGUUUGGGAACUCUUACCUACCAGCUUAGUAGUUUACUUCUUCCGAGUUAGAAGUCCUGCAAAAGACCUCACCAACCCUGGAAUGGUUCCCAGCCAUGGAUUCAGUCCCAGAUCUUAUUUCUUUGACAACCCUCGAAGAUAUGACAGUGAUGAUGACCUUGCCUGGAACAUUGCCCCUCAGGGUCUUCAGGGAAGUUUUGCUCCAGACUACUAUGAUUGGGGACAACAGACUAACAGCUUCCUGGCACAAGCAGGAACUUUGCAACAAGACUCAACUUUGGAUCCUGACAAACCAAGCCAUGGGUAGCAUCAGUUAACAGUUUUAUGGACAAUUCCUCAGUUGAAAAGCUUCAGAAAGACAGACUUACUGACAGCUGAAUUUUUAGGACACUUUUCCUUAAGAACUAGGACUUGAUUUUUAUUUGUUAAAGGUUUCUAAUGGCUCCAUAGGACUAAAUAAUAAUUUAGAUUGAUAAACUCUUAUGUUAAUACUAAAAAGUGAGCCUGGCUAUUUCAGUGGGUAUAAUUUAAAUUUACUAAAGAAAAUCUGUACUUUUAUAAGGAUAUAUUUUAUAUAACUUAAUGCUAAAGUAUACUAGAGUUUUUUCUGGAGAACAUUAUUGCAAUAUAUGUUGCGGUUUGCACAGAAUUUUAUGCAUAAUUCACUUUAAAGGUAUAGAAUAUAUGCUCUUACGGUU
Molecule: messenger RNA, 1573 nt
Organism: Otolemur garnettii (small-eared galago)
Lineage: Eukaryota; Metazoa; Chordata; Mammalia; Primates; Galagidae
Gene: GPR137B
Product: G protein-coupled receptor 137B
Exons: 7
Coding region: 25-1182 (385 amino acids)
Biological process (GO): negative regulation of osteoclast differentiation; regulation of autophagy; positive regulation of TORC1 signaling
Cellular component (GO): lysosomal membrane
Source: RefSeq, a predicted model, not a curated record